AUGCGCAAACCAUUGACAAGAUGCAGCGCCCCGGAAUUUUCCUUUCUUUUCUUUUUGUUUAACGUACGCUUUACAAUGCGAUUUUCUCUUUUGUUCCUUGCCUCUCUCGGCCUCGCAGCCGCAGAAGAUGGCCUCGCCGCAUGGCUGCGAUACGCACCAGUCCCCAAUGCGAAAUCAUGCCACGACAAACUCCCCUCGGUGAUUAUCCCAUUGAACGCAACAGAGGGCCAGCCAGUGUAUACCGCGGCCCAAGAACUCACCGACGGAAUCAGCGGGAUGUACAGCAAAAAGCUAUCCACUACCACUGCCAAAGAACCAGGCAAAAAACCAGCUAUAAUCGUCGGCACUGUGAGCGCAUACUCCGACAGCGGCGGCAACACCGAUACAAUCCCAGACCUCAUUGAAGACGGGUACUAUCUCGACAUCUCCGGCAGCGACGGCGACGUCCUAAUCCUCGGCCAGAACGAGCGGGGCGCGUUAUACGGGACAUUCAAGUAUCUCGAGCGUCUAGCGCAGGGAAACAUCUCCGAUACUGUAUCUACAUCGAACCCGCACGCGCCAAUCCGGUGGGUAAACCAGUGGGAUAACCUGCAAGACGGCGGGACACACGGCAGCAUAGAGCGCGGAUACGGCGGAGACUCGAUAUUCUUCUGGGAGGGGAGAGUCCGGGAAGACAUCACCCGGGCAGGGCAGUAUGCGCGUCUGCUUGCGUCAAUCGGGAUCAAUGCUGUAGUUGUCAAUAAUGUCAAUGCGAAUGAGACGAUUCUCACGCCCGGGAAUUUGGAUGGCCUGGCUAGGAUUGCGGAUGUGUUUCGCCCGUAUGGGGUGCAGUUAGGGCUGUCGCUGAACUUUGCGUCGCCGCAGUCGCUGGGUGGGUUGGAUACCUUUGAUCCGCUUGAUGAGAAGGUGAUUUCCUGGUGGCAGGGUAUCACGGAUGAUAUUUACAAGCGCAUCCCUGAUAUGGCGGGAUAUCUUGUCAAAGCGAACUCCGAGGGCCAGCCUGGUCCGUUCACGUAUAACCGGACUCUAGCUGACGGGGCGAAUCUGUUUGCGCGUGCGCUGAAGCAGUAUGAUGGGGUUGCGAUGUUCCGAGCGUUCGUCUACGACCAUGAGAGCCUAGACGAGGAUCUAGACUGGAAGGCGGACCGGGCAAACGCCGCCGUGGAGUUCUUCAAAGGCCUCGACGACGAGUUCGAAGAUAACGUCGUCGUGCAGAUCAAGAACGGCCCGAUCGAUUUCCAAGUCCGCGAGCCUGUCUCGCCGCUGUUCUCGCAUUUGGUGAACACAGCAAGUGCCGUGGAACUGCAGGUGACGCAGGAGUAUCUCGGCCAGCAAUGCCAUCUGGUCUAUCUCGCGCCGAUGUGGAAGGAGGUUCUUGAUUUCGAUCUCCGGGUCGACGGUAAACACUCGCCGGUCAGCGAUAUCAUCAGCGGAAAACGCUUCAACAAUAAACUUGGGCUCGGUGGCUCCGCCGGCGUCGUUAAUGUCGGUCUUAAUACAACCUGGCUAGGGAGUCACCUUGCCAUGUCGAAUCUAUACGCCUACGGGAAUCUCGCGUGGGACCCGUCCUCGGAUUCCAUCGAGAUGCUGCAGCGGUGGAUCAGAAUGACAUUCAGCCACGACCAGGAUGUCGUAGACGCCAUAACCAAGAUGUCCAUGGAAUCCUGGCCCGCGUACGAGGAUUACUCCGGGAAUCUCGGCGUCCAGACGUUAACGGACAUCCUGCUCGGCCAUUUCGGACCGAAUCCUGCGUCCCAGGAUGGGAAUCCUUGGGGGCAGUGGACGCGCGCAGACGCUGAUAGUAUUGGCAUGGACAGGACGGUGUGGAAUGGCACUGGCAAUGCCGGACAGUAUCCAGAGGAGGUGUAUCAGAUGUACGAGGACAUCGAAACAACGCCUGACAACCUGCUUCUGUGGUUCCACCAUGUGCCCUAUACGCAGGUCCUUAAGAGCGGGAAAACAGUGAUCCAGCAUUUCUACGACGCACAUUAUCGCGGCAGCGAGACGGCCCAGGGCUUCGUUCCGCUGUGGGAGAGUCUCAAGGGGAAAAUCGAUCAAGAGCGCUAUGAGCAUGUCCUCUUCCGGCUGGUUUACCAGGCCGGCCACUCUCUUGUCUGGCGGGACUCGAUUAAUAAUUUCUACUUCAAUAAGUCGAGUAUCCCCGACGAGGCUGGGCGUGUAGGGAACCAUCCAUAUAGAAUUGAGGCGGAGGACAUGCAGCUGGAUGGGUACGAGACGUACCUCGUCAGUCCGUUUGAGGCAGCGAGUGGCUCGCACUGCAUUGUCACGAUCGAUAAUUCAACUGCUGGCACGGCGUCGACGAAGCUGGAUGUAGAGACGGGGACAUAUAACGUUGCGGUGAACUACUUUGACCAGGCCAUUGGAAACUCGACCUGGCGGCUGUCUUUGGAUGACGAGCUGGUUGGUGAAUGGAAGGGGGAUUUGGAAUAUGUUAUUGGCCGUGCACCGUCUCCGUAUAUCGAUGGACACACAGCAACGCGUGUUACAUUCAAGGACGUCCAUGUUGAGGCUGGGAGUGUGCUGCGUAUUGUUGGGACGCCGGACGGGGAGGAGUCUGCGGCGGUCGAUUAUGUCUCGAUUUUGCCUCUGGACGUUGUUGAUUAG
Molecule: messenger RNA, 2625 nt
Organism: Aspergillus puulaauensis
Lineage: Eukaryota; Fungi; Ascomycota; Eurotiomycetes; Eurotiales; Aspergillaceae
Gene: aguA
Product: alpha-glucuronidase
Exons: 1
Coding region: 1-2625 (874 amino acids)
Biological process (GO): xylan catabolic process
Cellular component (GO): extracellular region
Molecular function (GO): alpha-glucuronidase activity
Source: RefSeq, a predicted model, not a curated record